AGCCAACAACCGGCAGUAAAGGGAAGCCCCAACAAAGAAAAAAAACGAAAAGACAAAACCCCCAAAUCAAAACAAACUAUCCAAGCACACGAACGAAGAGGUGUUUGCUCACAAUACGCCAACGAUGAGGACGACGACGACGACAAAAACGACACAACUCAAAACAAUUUUGUAGAGCAGAGAUUGAUCCAUGAUGAUGGCGCUGCGCCGGUGAUGAUGGACUCUUUUAAAUUCUCCAGUUAUUUACGAUAUUUUCUCAGUUUGAGUUUGUGUAUCCAAUGGAUAAGAACGAACGACGAGCGAACACGGGCGCGCACUUUAAUCGGAACUGCAUGCGAAUAGUGGAGCAGCAGAGUUAAGGCUUCAUUUGGCCAAUUGAAAACGAAAAAUAAAAUAGGAAAAAAUAAAACAUUUUGUGUACAAAAACGUUUUCGAGGAGGAAAAGUGAUUUAUUUUUGUUUGUUUCGUUUUUGUGAUUUUGUUGUUUAUUUUUAUUUUCGUUUUUUUUUUUUUAAUUCUGAAAAAUGUGCGACAACAACGAUGUGUCGGCGACAUUGUAUUGUGUUUGGUGGACCACGUGAAUAUCUAAAAAUGUCUUGCAAGAAAAAAAUAUCUCUGUGAAAUUUUGAAGAAUUUAUGAAAGUAUUUUAAUAGAAGUUUAAAAAUAACAAAUUAAGAAAAAUCUUAAACAAAACGUUGUGUUCUGCGCCGCUUUUUUUGUGAUUUGUCGCGCCGCUGCAAUUAUCCCCGUCGGCUGUUCGCGUUUUUUUGCAAUUAUAAGACAAAAUGAUUCACUAAACCGUGAAAAGCAAUAAAAUAAACUAAAUCAAGAUACAAUUUUGAGUGUUUUUUUUUUGUGUUUCAAUUGUUACUUCAACUGUGAAAAGCUGAUUUACCCAUUGUGCCUUUGUAUGACUCGCCAUUGAAAAAUGCCUAAGCCUAAGUAAUGACAAUAAAAAUUAUGCCGAAUUUGGAUAAACUCAUUGAUAAUGGAUAAUCGGGAAAGACAACAAAAACAAAAUAUUAUUAAACAUAAUUGUAAAAAGAUUAAAUACAUUGAUGUGAAAAAGAAUUUUUAAAGGACAUUGUUGCAGAUAAUUAAUAAGAAGCCUCAAACCCCAUUACAAAGAAAAUCCUGCAAUUAAAAAAAAUAAAUAAAACAAAAAAUCUAAAACCACACUAAAUAUAAAUUCUUACUAAUCAUGGAAUCCCGCCUGCAAUUGAAUGCCAUAAUUUGUCUGCUGGUCACAACCUCAACGUGGCAUGUUUAUGGUGAUGAACGGCAGCAGCAGCAGCAGCAACAACAACAAUUACUCAUUGGCCUGCAUUCGGACGAACUGAUAUCUGGAGAAUUGGUAAUACCACGAAAAGUAAGCAGCAACGGAGAGUUUCUCUCCCACAGUCUUCAACAUCAUCAUGGACAACAUUACAAACAUACACGUAAACGUCGAAGCAUAGAUGAUACGAAUUUGGAACCAGAAGUUCACUAUCAUCUGGACAUACAAAAUGAAACAUUGCAUUUGGAAUUAGAACCUCACAGCUAUUUCAUGACUCCACAUCUAAUUGUGGAAAGACAUCGUCGGGAUUUACGUACCCGUAAACGUUUGCAAAAACAUACCAAUUGUCAUUAUCAUGGUCGCAUUAAGGAUCAGCCAGAAUCGAGGGUGGCUUUAUCAGCGUGUAAUGGGUUGGUUGGUCACAUAAAAACCAAAAAUAAUGAAUAUUACAUUGAGCCAUCAAAACUUCAUGCCGCAGCCCACAAUGUGAACGGACAUCCGCAUGUUGUAUUUCAAAGAUCAUCUGUUAAGGAAAAGACUGCAACAAAGAAGCAGCAGCAGCAGCAGCAGCAACAGAAUCAUCCGCACAAGAUGCAACCUCAUCACCACGAUCAGCAGUCAUCACAUAAAUUGUUGCAAAAUGGAACGAAACGUCAAAGGAGAACACUAAGUAAUUGUGGAACCAAGGAACCAAGACGACGUAUAGAAGCACGUCUUGUCGAAUGGCAACCACAAGGCAAGCUAAAAAUUCAAGGUGGACGCAGAAUAAGGCGCCUGCAUCAUCAGCAGCCACAUUUCAAAUAUGAGACAACAACAGCGGAUGUAAAACUUCAAGAAUACCAUAAACAUCAAACAACAAAUCCCCACCACCAACAACAACAAAGACAUCAAGUACAACAAAAAAAUGCUCCAUUCAACAGCAGUAAUGACAACAGCAACAACCACAAUAACAAUUAUAUAUCAAACCAACGCAAUUCUGGCCCAAUAACACCAUCCGCAAUUAACUUUACACCUCAAGCGAACAGGCAGCAGCACCACCAACAACAUCAGAACCAUCAGCAUCAUCCUUCGCAUCAGCAACACCAUCUACCGCAUCGACGCAGCAAACGUUCAAUUAGCAGCCCACGUCAUGUUGAGACUCUAAUUGUUGCCGAUUCGACAAUGGUAAACUUCCAUAAUGAGGUAGAGUCGUAUCUUCUGACCAUAAUGAACAUGGUUUCGGCCCUCUACAAGGAUCCCAGCAUUGGUAAUGCCAUCGAAAUAGUUGUGGUGAAAAUAAUACUUCUCGAAGAGGAUGAAGCCCAUCCAGAUUUGAAUCUGACACAGAAUGCCCAACAGAAUUUGGAUAUGUUCUGUAGCUGGCAGCACAAAUUAAAUAGCGGCAAUGAAUUGGAUCCUCAUCAUCACGAUGUGGCAGUUUUAAUAACCCGUAAAAAUAUAUGCGGCAAUAAUUGCAUGACCUUGGGCCUUGCUAACGUGGGUGGAAUGUGUAAACCCAAGCAAUCUUGCAGUGUUAAUGAAGAUAAUGGGAUAAUGUUAUCACAUACCAUAGCCCAUGAAUUGGGACACAAUUUUGGCAUGUUUCACGAUACGGCAAAAAUUGGUUGUCAUCCACGUGUGGGUUCCAUAGUACACAUAAUGACGCCCACUUUCGGUGCUGAUACUCUGCAAGUUUGUUGGUCAAAUUGUAGUCGGAAAUUUAUAACACACUUUUUGGAUCAAGGAUUGGGCGAUUGCCUGGAUGAUGAACCGACGGCCUUAAAUGAAUAUGUCUAUCCGGAUGAAAUGCCUGGCAAAAAGUACAAUGCUGAAUUGCAAUGCCGAUUACAAUAUAAUGUCACGGAUAGUGAGGUGGAGGCUUGCUCUUCCAUGAAUGAAAUAUGUUCGACUCUAUGGUGUCGUGUCAACGGUGAAUGUAUUACAAAUAUGCGGCCAACAGCCCCGGGAACAUUGUGUGGAAAACGUAAGUGGUGUCAAAAUGGUAAAUGUGUUCGCAUUGAACCUUUUGAGAAAAUUGAUGGCUCCUGGGGAAAUUGGUCUGAGUGGAGUGAAUGUUCACGCACCUGCGGCGGUGGUGUUUCCAUACAGCAGCGUGAAUGUGAUAGUCCCAGGCCAGCCAAUGGUGGCACAUUUUGUAUUGGCGAGAGGAAGAGAUAUAAAAUAUGCAAUCACCAACCUUGCCCCAAGAAUGAGCUAAGCUUCCGUGCCCAGCAAUGUGAAAAAUAUAAUGAUAAACCAUAUCAGGGACAUUUUUACAAAUGGUUGCCGUUCUUUGACAAACAGAAUCCCUGCAAACUGUACUGUAACGAUGUGGAUGAUACCAUCAUUGCCAACUGGGGUGACAUGGUACUGGAUGGAACUCCCUGUACCUUGGGUACCAACAACAUGUGUAUCGAUGGCAUUUGCAGGAAAGUUGGUUGCGAUUGGAUUGUAGAUUCGGAUAUGCAGGAGGAUCGAUGCGGCAUUUGUGGUGGCAGUGGUGAUCAAUGUAAACCGGUUAAGGCAGUAUUUAAUGAAACACUGAAAGUAACAGAAGGUUAUGUGGAAAUUGUCGUUUUGCCGGCAAAGGCACGUCACAUCAUUAUCAAGGAAUUGGGCAAUUCGCCGCAUUUCCUUAGUGUGGCCAAGGCGAAUAGUAGCACGUUCUAUUUGAAUGGUGAUAGUUUGAUAUCUAUGCCGGGAGAGUUUUUCAUUGCAGGUGCUGAGAGUUUCUAUGAUCGGGUGGAUGAUCAGGAAAUUAUUAAAAUACCACAACCUAUUGAACAUUCCAUUGCUAUUUAUAUCAUUGUCAGAGGCGAUGAACCCAAUGAGGGUGUCUACUAUGAGUUUACAUUGCCUGCCCUGAAUGCCAGCACUUCCAAACAUUAUUUAUGGAAAUUAAGCGAUUGGACUCACUGCUCGGUUAGUUGUGGUGGUGGCUUGCAAUAUCGUGAGCCUAUUUGCUAUGAAAAUGGAAGAGAAACUUCCGAUAUUGAACUGUGUUGGGCAUUUGCCAAAAAUCCACGCCCUUUGCGGCAGACGAAAAAAUGCAAUAGCACACCUUGCCCAGCCCAUUGGUUGACGGGUCCAUGGCAGUUCUGUCCGGUCACAUGUAAAAGUCCCGACACACCAUUACCGGUGCGUAGACGUUCCGUAAUGUGUCUGGAUCAACAUGAUGUCAUCAUGGACGAUGACAAAUGUAACCCGUCCACACGACCUAUUGAUACGGAUUUUUGUGAAUCCAAUUUGCCCGUUUGUAGUAUAAGAGAGAAAUUAAAAACUCGUUUUAGUUAAGCUUAUAAUUUUAAAGAUUUAGUUUAAGAUUGUAGUGGACAAAGAAAAUUUGUAAUGCUGAAGCAGAAAUAAUUCUUUGUGACCUGUUAGGAAGUUUGAGCCUUGCCAUCUAAACAUAAACAGUUUAUAAAGCUGGACGCAUUUCAGCAUACUUAUCAUAAAAAAGAAUAUCUAAAAUUUGUGCACUAAUUCGGGAAGUUUUACUUCUGAAUUAUAUAGAGCAUUUGAUUAAUGUUUUCACGGGAAAAGUCAUCAGCGCUCGACAAUUAAUUUGUGUAAAUCAAAAACUGUCCACUCACUAGUUUUAAGAUUGAUUUCUAAUUCAAUAUAUCAAUAAGCCAAGCAUUUAAGUUAUGUGUCUAGUAUAAAUGUAAAUGUUUUAAUUUUAUUUAUUUUAUUUAUUUCCAUUAUUUUUAUGAACCAGAAAACUACGUGUACUUAAUUCUACAUUUUUAGUUCUAAACUAACCUUAUCUUUCCUAGGUAAUGUAAGUCGUCUAGACAUUUGUAAACUUUUCAAAAAAGUUUUUAAUUACUUAUUUUCUAAAUAUUUCGUUAUGAAGAAUAUAGCAAUAAAAAAAAAACAAGAAGUAGUUGUAAAUAGAAGCUAAGCUCCAGAAUGUAAGUUUUUAAUUUCAGGAAAUGUUAAUUUUGUAUUCUGCUCCGAAUGAUUAAAUUUUAAUUUUUCUAUUUCAAUAAUAAAUAUAGAAAGAACUAAGAGA
This is a messenger RNA of Musca domestica (house fly), 5271 nucleotides long. It is a transcript of the gene AdamTS-B, whose product is annotated as A disintegrin and metalloproteinase with thrombospondin motifs 6. Gene Ontology annotation, cellular component: extracellular matrix. Bases 1203 to 4550 code for a protein of 1115 amino acids. The transcript is spliced from 17 exons. Lineage: Eukaryota; Metazoa; Arthropoda; Insecta; Diptera; Muscidae. Gene Ontology annotation, molecular function: metalloendopeptidase activity. Gene Ontology annotation, biological process: proteolysis; extracellular matrix organization. The record is from RefSeq and is a predicted model, not a curated record.